Molecule: messenger RNA, 882 nt
Organism: Sugiyamaella lignohabitans
Lineage: Eukaryota; Fungi; Ascomycota; Dipodascomycetes; Dipodascales; Trichomonascaceae
Gene: RTA1
Product: Rta1p
Exons: 1
Coding region: 1-882 (293 amino acids)
Cellular component (GO): membrane
Source: RefSeq, a predicted model, not a curated record
AUGCAGAAUAUUUUUGGGUUUAACCCUUCAGUUGCUGCUUGUGUUGUGUUUAUAGUGGUAUUUACCAUCCUAAGCGCUGCUCAUAUUUAUCUGGUAGCUAAGAAACGUGUACUUUACUUCUCUGUCUUUUGCAUUGGAGGUGUCUUCGAAGUCCUCGGAUACAUCACUAGAAUCAUUUCCGGCCAUCGUCCUAGCGAAGUUGGUCCUUAUGCUGCUCAAACCCUAUUCAUCCUACUGCCACCAUGCUUCUUUGCAGCAUCCAUUUAUAUGACUUUGGGAAGAUUGAUCCGAUAUUUACAUGUUGAAGAUCUGUCUCCUAUGAAGCUCAAAAUUAUCACCCCAAUAUUUGUGUUUGGUGAUGUUCUUUCUCUACUUCUGCAAGGAGCAGGUGGUGGCAUCCAGGCGUCAGGCGGUGCUCAUAACCACACCUUGGGUAGUGAUGUAGUCAUUGGCGGUUUGAUAGUCCAACUCAUCUUCUUUGGCGCAUUUAUUAUUGUCUCCACCAUUGUUCACAGACGUAUUCGAAAAAUUAACAGGGAUCUACCAGUUGAUAGAGGCACUCUCGAUAAAUUCUUCCUGGUCACAUACGCAGCAUGCAUUCUAAUCUUGAUUAGAAAUGUCUAUCGUAUCAUUGAAUACGCUCAGGGAUUUCAAGGUUUCCUGAUGGUUCACGAAGUGUUCAUGUAUAUAUUUGAUGCCGUGCUCAUGACUGGAGUCAUGGUCGUCUUUAUUAUUAUGCACCCAGGAAAUGUCAUGGUUCGGAAUGUCAUGGAAAAACCCGUGUCAACUGAAACUUUUGCCCAAGAAGAGGGCCCCUUCAAUCUUCCCUAUGAAGGGGAACGAGGAGAUCAGAUUCAUCUCACCGCCCAGAAGGGGGUUUAA